AUGAACACCGGCGGUGCACACGACUUGGACGCUGCUGGCAGCGGCUCGCCGGCCGCUGGGGCGCCGGCCCAGGGCCCCCGGCGCAGCCCCGGCCCGAAUCGGCCCGCGCACGCCCGCACCGCCCCCGGCGUCAACUUCGGCCUAGCCGCCCUGCUCAGGGACCUGGCCACCUUCUGCUACGACGACCCGCUUUUGUACCUGAACCUCCAGGUGGCGGGCGCCGCGGCGCUGCACGCGGCCGGUGGGCCUGGCGCGGAUGCGCGGGGCCUGGCGCCUCCGUGGCCCAUGCCCGGCGCGCUCCUCGGCCUGCCCGACGACGCCAUGGACUUGGACUCGAUGGCGCCGCCCGACCCGGCCGCGUACUUCCCCGCGCCGGACGGGCCCGGCGGUGCCUGGGACGGCGGCCCGGGCGGCGGCUGGGCAAGCGGGCUGCUGCCCCAGGGCGCUUGCUAUGGCGCCAGCAGCGCCGCUCCCCUGUUUGCCCCGGCCCCGUUCGCAGGCGGCCUGCUCUCCGCCGACGCGUUCUUUAGCCCGUCGUUUGCGAGCGGGGCCCCCGCGUUUGGCCAUGAGCAGGAGCCCGGCUUCACCCACGAGCCGGCGCUCUCGCUCGGCUCCACCGCCACCAGCCCGGGCGCCAGCCUGCUGGGCCAGCCCCGCCACGAGCCGCUGUGGGCGCCGUUUGCGCCGUCGCUACGUGUCCCGGACGCCGCGUCCGUGUACCACGCGGCGCUGGAGUUUGCGCUGUUCGAGUACUCGGGCCCGGACGAGUACGCCGACACCACGUUCCUCGACGACGACACCACCACGUACGCCACGCUGGCGUGCGGGCCCGCGGAGCCCCGGGACUCCGCCAGCCACCGCACGUCGGUCCUGGCCGCGGCCAACGAGUUGCUGCCCUUGACGACCACCACGUCCUUCACGCCGUCCGCGACGUCGCUACAUCUGACGCAGCCGUCGUUCUUCUCCGCGCAGCAGUUCUGGCGCACGCUGCUCGACCAGCCGCCGGCGCCGCUCGGCCGCGGCUCCACGGACUUCUACCUGCGCCGCCGGCUCAGCAUCGAGAGCACGGUCUCGGGUGCCAACGCGCCCGCGCGCAGCCAGCGCUCGCUCGCCAGCUACUUCCAUUUCCGUGACCGCGAGGGCAAGCUGCCCGUGCCGCGCGGCGACUCGCCCGAGUGGCCGCCGCCGCGCCACUCCAUCCGCAGCAUCUUCAAGACCGGCUCCGCGGGCCUCUCCGUGGCCGAGAACGACUCCCACCUCGGCCCGGAGCCCGCGCCGGCCCCAGACGACGUACCGCUCGCCGGCCCCGAGGGCCUUGCGCCCAAGAAGGGCCGCCGGUCCAAGCGGCACUUGUUCACGCGGUUCAAGCUGGCCAAGGGCUACGACGCGCCCGGGGCCAAGCAGGAGCCGGCAGACGGGUCCGUGGACAUGGGCUCCGACUCAGAGCCCAAGGAUGACUUCCGCGGCCCGUUGGCUGCGUUGCACCACACGGACUCGGCGGGCCUGCAGACCAGCGAGCCGAAUCAGCCGCCGGACUACGCGUCGUUGUUCUCCGGCGUGGGCAAGCGCCGCAACCUCGUCGGCAAGAAAAGCAAGAAGAACGCCGAUGCGGCCAUGAGGGCGGACGGCAGCAUCAAGGCGGAGAGCGCGGGCGAGAGCGUGGGCUUGGACUCGUGGGUCUCCAGCAACGAGCAGUCCGGGGACUGUUCCCUGGCGCGCAGCAUGCCCCGCUCGCUGCAUUCCUUCAACUCCCGCGAGUCCGGCUCGCAGGACCAGCCGCUGGCGUCCGCGCCGCUGGCCUUUGCCAACGCGUCCAAGCGCAUCCUUGGGUCCCGUCUCAUGAAGAAAAAGGCGGCCGUCAACAAGGGCGAACGCUCGUCAAGCGACGUGGUCGAGGUGGAUCUCCAGUCGCUAGAUCUCCCCGACAACACGGAGGUGUUGUCCAAGCCGCGUCUCCUCAGCAAGACGCGCGGGCGUAAGGAGGACCGUGAGGCCGAUAUGGUGGACCAGUCCAAGAUCUUCGUGUGCGGGUAUUGCGACCGCCGGUUCAAGCGCCAGGAACACUUGAAACGCCACUUCCGGUCCUUGCACACGACCGAGAAGCCCUACGACUGCCCCAUCUGCCAGAAGAAGUUCAGUCGUACCGACAACCUCAACCAACACUUGAAAAUACACAAGCAGGAGGAGGAGCAGGCGGCCGCCGCCGCCUUGCAUGCGGGGGAACACAUCGAAAAUUAAUAGAGAGACUGUUUUGUUAUAUAGAAUAUCAGAGGAAAAGGAUAUGCGGGAAACACAUCGAAAUGUAAUUGAGAGACUGUUUCUAUAUAGUACAAUACCAGAGAAGAAGGCUAUGCGGGGAAUAUAGAGACUGUUUUGUUAUGUACUAUGCUACUAAGCACUACAUGGUAAGUGGUAAGUGGUGAGUAAUGAACAAAAACUAGAGGGAAAUGGGAAAUACUAGCUACUUAAGGAUGAUAAGUGAAUGGUAAUACUAAAGGCGAAAUAUUCAGUUGGUGAUUGGUGAUACUAACACUCAGUACAAAUAGUAACGGUGAUACUCAACACUAAAGGCGAAAUACUAAUAGGAGAUGGAGGAUAUCCAACGAUAUUCCCUUUAUGCUAGUACUGAAUGCUGGAUGGCAAAUGGUGAAUAGUCAAUGUUGAAAGGUCAAUGGUC
Metschnikowia bicuspidata var. bicuspidata NRRL YB-4993 is the source of this 2677-nucleotide messenger RNA. It is a transcript of the gene MNL1, whose product is annotated as Mnl1p. The coding region runs from base 1 to 2238 and encodes 745 amino acids. The record is from RefSeq and is a predicted model, not a curated record. Gene Ontology annotation, cellular component: nucleus; Ste12p-Dig1p-Dig2p complex; Tec1p-Ste12p-Dig1p complex. Gene Ontology annotation, molecular function: DNA-binding transcription factor activity. NCBI's taxonomy places the organism in Eukaryota, Fungi, Ascomycota, Pichiomycetes, Serinales, Metschnikowiaceae. Gene Ontology annotation, biological process: sexual reproduction. The transcript has a single exon.